AAGUCACAUAUGGAACCCAUUUAACAAUGACGCCUGGGUAGUUCAGUUUGUUUAAGUAUGGGCUUUCUCGAUUCCAUGGUGGAGGCUGGAGCUGCGCUUCAUGGAAAUGACAGCUUCGAAGACCAAAUCAAACAAGCAACACGAAGGCUGAACACUUCAGCUGAAGUCACAGUGGACUGAACUUAAUGUGUGGAAAUAAGUUCUUCAGCUGGCAACAGACAAUCAUUCCACGUUUCUGCAAGUCCUAACACGUGGACACAAUCCCUAGUAAAUCUCUCUCAGAGCUCUCUGGCUCUUUAAUCUUCCUGUCUUUUCUGUGCCAGAUAAAAACAUUGGCUCAUGUUUCCUGGACCUCAUUCACGAAGUUUCCGUCAAAGAGAAAUGGACCAUUUGCGUAAAUCAGUGCAAAUCCAGCAUUAUGUAUAGAGAGUCUGUGUGUAACUUGGUGUGGCUGUUCUGGGUUUCAGUAAGUGUUGCAAGUAAACAUUUUACUUCUACUCUCUCCAACUGGCCUGCACACGACACGUGGAGGAGUGAACAGAGGAGAGAGUAACAUUUUGCAGCUGUUCAUGUCUUGGAGUGCAUAAUCGCUUGUAGUCAUAGGAAAUGCAUCACUGCAGCUCAGCAGAUUGGUGAUGACUCACUGCAUUCUUUAACAUAUAAACCUCUGGAGGAAGCGCUCACUUCUUGGGGCUGCACGUUCUCACAGGCUGUGUGUGUUCACCCGCAAAAACUUUGGAGCAUCGUUCAACUUCGGAGUAUUGAAAAAAUGAAAAACUUCCAUUUAUUGGCACUGCUUUUUACCGUGUUCUAUGCAGUUUCCUCGUCUGUACUGCAGAGACGGAUGGAGUUUGCUGAGGCAAUGACUUACCUGAGGCGGUUUGGCUACCUCGACACUCCACUGGACAAGGAGUCACAGGUAGACAUUACCGAGGAGGCUAUAAGAGAAGCUCUGAGUCUUUUUCAGAGAGUGUCAGGAUUGCUAGUGACUGGAAAGGUUGAUGAAGCGACAGUGUUGAAAAUGAGGCAGCCACGCUGUGGGGUUGAGGAUCCUUUCAAUCACAAAUCCAAUAAAUAUAGGCGAUUUGGUGGAAUUUGGAGGAAAAGGAGUCUGACAUAUCGUAUCUAUAACUACACGCCUGAUUUGGGGAAGGCUGCGACCCAGAGGGCCAUUAGAUUGGCAUUUAAGUACUGGAGUGACGUCACUCCAUUAAGCUUUAAGGAGAUCGAAUAUGGGCGUGCAGAUAUUAGGAUCUCGUUCCACGCCAGGGAUGGCUGCCUAUCACCUUUUGACGGACCAGGAAAUGUACUCGCUCAUGCCGAAGCCCCUCCAUCAGGGAUCAUACAUUUUGACGAGGACGAGUUCUGGACUGAAGGAAAAUACUACGGCUCUAACCUGCGAAUCGUGGCAGCUCAUGAGAUCGGCCAUGCGCUGGGUUUGGGUCACUCUCAAUACAGAGAUGCGCUCAUGGCUUCAUUCUACUCUGGCUAUAAGGUCAACUUCAGACUGCACCCUGAUGACAUCAGGGGCAUCCAGGCAUUAUAUGGUAAAAGAAUCUCCAGUACCACCACGGACGAGGACAUUCUUACCUUGGGUCCCACAACUGUUUCACCUUUCCCACGAGUUGAUGUUCCCGAUCCAUGUGAUGCAAAACUUGAUGCCAUAAUGCUAGGUCCUUGGCGGAAGACCUUUGCUUUUAGUGGGGAUUACAUGUGGACAAUCACAGAUAUGGGGCAUAAUACUCCAAUAAAGAUCAAACAGCUGUGGAAAGGCCUGCCAGGGAACCUGAACGCUGCUGUGUACUCACCGAGAACCAACAAGACUUACUUCUUCAAAGGUGACAAAGUUUGGUGCUACAUGAACUUCCAGCUCCUCGCCGGCUACCCCAAACAGUUGACCAGAAUCCCAGCUAACAUCGAUGCUGCCAUGUACUUGGAGAGGAACAAAAAGAUUUUCUUCUUCAAGGGCUCAGGAUUUUGGCAGUGGGAUGAAAUGGUGUACAACAACCUGAGCAUUUACCCCAAACCCAUUUCCCGCCUCUUUACUGGCAUUCCAUCGAACGUGGACGCAGCCUUUACAUGGACCAACGGCAAGGUGUACUUCUUUAAAGGCGAUAAAUACUGGCGCAUGAACGAGAAGCUGAUGGUGGAUUCGGGUUACCCGCUCAGCACACGAGAGCGGUGGAUGAGAUGCACCCACUGAGAGUGUGGAGAGUUUGACGAGGCGCUAAAGAGGACUUUUUAAACUGCAGAGGAGUCAGGGAUGUGAGCACUGUUGAAACACGUCGCGUGAUGUGUAGCCACGCUGUCGUGAUUUCAUUUCAGUACGCUCACAGAGGAAAAACGUGUCCCCACUUGUGUGCAUGUGCUCUUUCGUUCACUCUCUUGCAGGCUGUCGAGUAGACGUGCGCCAAUAUGAAAGUCUGCCCAAGUAUUACAGUUCACAAUAUUGCGUUUGACAAGUUACUGUUAUUUUAUUUUUCAGAUUCUAGGGCAAAUCAUCUAACGUGUACAGUUUUUGCAUUGGCAAGCUGCUUGAGAAUUUAACAUAGUUUGUCCAUUUGUUAGUCAUUUUAGUGGAAAACAUGCCCGGGGGGGGGGGGGGGGGGGGGGGGGAACCUUGAUUUCUCCGAAAUCAAAUGUAAAUAUAGUGAGCACGUUCUGAACCGUCAGUGCUAGCAAUGUUGUCCAAGUUCAUUAUUGUGUUGAAGAUUAUUACAGUUUAUUGUCACAGGUCUACUGGAGAGUUGUGGUAAAUGUAGCAGAUCAUCAGGGAGGACAGGAGUGACAAAUUUGUCUAUGUAUCUCAUAAAACGGUCUCUAAUGUUAAUGAGCAACUUUCUUUCCCCAUUUAUUCUUGCAGUAAGGUAGUGCAUAAAGAGCUGGUUCUGUCAAUCAUGCUCUGAUCUUAGCCGUUUAUUCAGCUUUCUUCUUU
Messenger RNA from Ictalurus furcatus (blue catfish), 2935 nucleotides. It is a transcript of the gene mmp19, whose product is annotated as matrix metallopeptidase 19. NCBI's taxonomy places the organism in Eukaryota, Metazoa, Chordata, Actinopteri, Siluriformes, Ictaluridae. Gene Ontology annotation, biological process: collagen catabolic process; extracellular matrix organization; proteolysis. Bases 770 to 2203 code for a protein of 477 amino acids. The transcript is spliced from 9 exons. Gene Ontology annotation, molecular function: zinc ion binding; metalloendopeptidase activity. Gene Ontology annotation, cellular component: extracellular matrix. The record is from RefSeq and is a predicted model, not a curated record.